Messenger RNA from Hibiscus syriacus, 733 nucleotides. Its product is annotated as transcription initiation factor TFIID subunit 9-like. The record is from RefSeq and is a predicted model, not a curated record. The transcript is spliced from 3 exons. Bases 43 to 570 code for a protein of 175 amino acids. Gene Ontology annotation, biological process: DNA-templated transcription initiation; RNA polymerase II preinitiation complex assembly. Gene Ontology annotation, cellular component: SAGA complex; transcription factor TFIID complex. Gene Ontology annotation, molecular function: RNA polymerase II general transcription initiation factor activity; protein heterodimerization activity; transcription coactivator activity. Lineage: Eukaryota; Viridiplantae; Streptophyta; Magnoliopsida; Malvales; Malvaceae.
GCAACAAUCAAAUCUCUUUGCAAAGGGAAAAGGCGAAGGGCAAUGGCGGAAGGAGAAGAGGAUCUGCCGAGGGAUGCUAAGAUUGUCAAAUCACUGCUGAAAUCAAUGGGCGUUGAGGAAUAUGAACCUCGCGUUAUCCAUCAGUUUCUUGAGCUAUGGUAUCGCUAUGUCGUGGAUGUGUUGUCGGAUGCACAGGUUUACUGUGAGCAUGCCGGCAAGCAAACCAUCGAUUGCGAUGAUGUCAAGCUCGCUAUUCAAUCCAAAGUCAAUUUCAGCUUCUCACAACCCCCGCCAAGAGAGGUGCUUUUGGAAUUGGCAAGAAAUAGGAACAAAGUUCCAUUGCCGAAGGCAAUACCAGGGCCUGGAAUUCCCCUUCCACCUGAGCAGGAUAUAUUGAUAAGAACGAACUACCAAUUUGCUAUCCCUAAGAAGCAAUCGGCUCCGGCAAUGGAAGAGACUGAAGACGACGAAGAAAGUGUUGAACCGAAUUCAUCGCAAGAGCAGAAAACCGAUGUGCCACACCCAACAUCUGGGAGAGUAUCGUUUCCUCUCGCUAAGCCCCCCAAGUGAAGACUCGUUUUUAUAAGCUGUUUCAAAAAUCCAUCCAUGCAGGAUAAUAUAUGCUUUUAAGUUUUAUCAUGUUCAUCAAAACGAUGAUUGAUGUUUCAUCUGAUAUCAUGAUGCAAUGUAAUAGAUCAUUGAAAUCUAUCCAAGUUACUGCUUCAAUUCUUAA